This is a messenger RNA of Oryzias melastigma (Indian medaka), 3575 nucleotides long. Its product is annotated as protocadherin alpha-3. The record is from RefSeq and is a predicted model, not a curated record. NCBI's taxonomy places the organism in Eukaryota, Metazoa, Chordata, Actinopteri, Beloniformes, Adrianichthyidae. The transcript has a single exon. Bases 47 to 2608 code for a protein of 853 amino acids. Gene Ontology annotation, biological process: homophilic cell-cell adhesion. Gene Ontology annotation, cellular component: plasma membrane. Gene Ontology annotation, molecular function: calcium ion binding.
UCGUAUUGUCAUCAGUGGGUGGCGCUGUUACACUGUCAAUACUGCAAUGUGCGCUGGAGAGGAUCUUUUCAACAUAUUCACAGUAAAAACCCUGAAAGGGGAUGAAGUGACGGACUGGAUAGUGUUUUAUCAGCCGCCGUCUUACUCAACAAAUGCUUUUUUGAUCCAAGGAGAGGAGAAAUUCAAACCAUUUACAGGGAUUUCUUCGCAUAUUUCUAAAAAAUCGUUUUGUCAAACGAUGGAUAUCAAAAGACAAUGGAGGGACGGGCGCUUUUCUCUUUGUUUGGCGCUGCUAAUACUGACUAGAUUUGAUGAGAUUUCCGCUCAACUACGAUAUUCUAUCCAAGAGGAAUUAAAACCAGGAUCAGGUGUUGGAAACGUGGCCAAAGACCUUGGUUUGGAUUUGAAAGGAUUGACGGAUAGAAAUCUGCGCGUUGUGUCGGGAACAAAGCAGGAUCUGUUUGAGGUAAAUCCGACCGAUGGAGUUUUGUUCGUGAAGCAGAGAGUAGACCGAGAGGAGCUGUGCGCAAACGCCGCUCCGUGCGUCACAAAUCUGAAAGCUGUGGUUUCAAAUCCGCUGGAAAUGCAUCAGAUUUCUGUGGAAAUCCUGGAUGUAAAUGACAAUUCACCGACAUUCCCUGAAGGAAAUUACACACUGGAGGUGCUGGAGUUGGCUGCUGUUGGCUCUCGAUUUCAAAUGGAGGGAGCGCAUGAUCUGGAUGUCGGGCCGAACUCCAUCAAUUCGUAUAAAAUAAACCACAAUCAGUAUUUUGCGCUUGAAACGGAAGAUUUUGGGGAAGAGGGGAAAGUCCCCUUCCUUGUUUUGCAGCGACCCUUGGACAGAGAGCACACGGCUCGGCAUGCAUUAAAAAUCACAGCAAUAGAUGGAGGAAAACCACCUAAAUCCGGUAUUCUUAAUAUUACUGUUAUUAUCUCAGAUGUUAAUGACAACCCACCCGUGUGCGACAAACAAAAAUACACAGUUACAGUAAAAGAAAACGCACCUGCGGGGACAUAUCUGUUGACAGUAAACGCCUCUGACUCUGAUGAGGGCGUGAACAGUGAGAUUGAAUAUUCUUUUAGAAGUAAAUUCAGAGGAUUAACGUCGGAUCCGUUUGCUUUGAACAGUAAAACUGGAAAACUAACUGUGAACGGAAGCCUCGAUUACGAGGAAAAGCAGGUGUACGAGAUAAACGUGAUGGCUGCGGAUAAAGGGGCCGUGUCCCUCUCCUCAAACUGCAAAGUGAUCAUAAGAGUGGAGGACGUCAAUGACAAUCAGCCUGACAUUGACAUCACCUCCCUGUCGAGUCACAUAGCAGAGGACGCGCCUCCCGGUACUGUGGUGGCCUUGAUGGGGGUGACAGAUCGUGACUCAGGUGUGAAUGGACAGGUGCUUUGCAGCAUGCCAGGUGAUAUGCCGUUUGAGCUGAAGCCAUCACCUGACGGACAGUCGUACGCAUUGAUAACAAAGGAUUAUCUGGAUAAGGAGACAUCUGAUGUUUAUAGCAUUACAAUAACAGCAAAAGAUUUAGGACAUCCAGUUCUGUCAUCUACAAGAGUGAUAAACGUAGAAGUGAAAGAUGUGAACGACAACAGUCCUGUUUUCUCUCAAAGCCCUUACACUUUUUAUGUGAUAGAAAACAACAGAGCUGGGAUGUCCAUCUUUUCAGUGAGUGCAAGUGACAAAGAUAGAGCUGAAAAUGCAGAAAUAACUUAUUCACUAGAUCGGAAAAGUUCAGGCUCAACCGUGACGUCAUUUUUAAAUAUAAACGAAGUUAAUGGCACGAUUUCUGCUCUGAAAAGUUUUGACUUUGAAAGUGUGAAAAUGUUCCAGUUCCACGUUGUUGCCACAGAUUCUGGAAGUCCUCCUCUGAGCAGCAACGUGACAGUGAACGUGUUCAUUCUGGAUCAGAACGACAACGCUCCAGUCAUCCUGUAUCCAGUCAGCUCCAACGGUUCUGCUGAAGGGGUGGAGGAGAUUCCCCGCAACGUGAACGCAGGACACUUGGUGACUAAAGUGCGAGCCUAUGACGCUGAUAUAGGAUAUAACGGCUGGCUGCUGUUCUCACUGCAGCAAGUGACUGACCACAGUCUCUUUGCUUUGGACCGCUAUACAGGACAGAUCCGAACUCUCCGCUCGUUCACAGAGACAGACGAGGCUGAACACAAACUGCUCAUCCUGGUCAAAGACAAUGGCAACGUUUCCCUCUCAGCAACAGCUACUGUCAUUGUCAAACUUGUGGAGCCCAAAGAGGCUUUUGCAGCUUCUGAUGUUCAAAGUGCAGCAGCGGAGGAUGAAGACAGUCACGUGACUUUCUACCUCAUCAUCACUUUGGGCUCCGUUUCCCUGCUGUUUCUCAUCAGCAUCAUCGUGCUGAUUGCAAUGCAGUGCUCCAAGUCCACAGACUAUACUUCCAAAUAUCUGCCAGAGCCCAAUUAUGAUGGAACACUGUGUCACAGCAUCCAGUACAGAUCUGGAGACAAACGCUACAUGUUAGUGGGACCCAGAAUGAGUGUUGGAUCUACCAUAGUUCCUGGAAGUCACGCAAACACACUUGUGCUUCCUGAUAGGAGGAAAACAUCAGAUGAGGUAAGGAAUUUCAUUUAAAGAUGAAAAGGUCUUUGUUACUGUCCAUGGUGCUGAAAUAUGAUUUGGCUGAAAAUAAUCUAUGUCAGCAUCAAUUAUUCUUCUUAUUUUUUUUAUAUUAUUACUGUUGUAUAUCCAAGACAAGUGUGAAGAUUAAAUAGUAGAUGGUAUUUUUUACGUUCGUUGAAACCUUUUAUUUGGAGACUAAACUUAUAGAUAGGGGUCUUGAAAACAUCAAUUUGUUUGCAUCCAUGACUGAAAUGAAGUGAAUUUUGAGUCACUUGGCUUGCUUUCCCUCUAUUUUCUAAAAUAGGUCUGAUUUAACAGCUGGUUUAAGUUGGUUACUGUCUAAAUAAGUAAAGAGAAUUUUGUGGAUUGCUCCAAUAAAAAAAGACAUGUAAAUAUGUAAGUUUAAAGGGCUUUUUUAAAACUUGUUUUAUUGAAAAGAGAUUGUCGCUGUCCUUGAAACUGAAAGUGAUUCUAUGCCAAAUUUUUUUGGAAUUGAAUCCAUUUUUUUGUAUAUUUCUGGUUAAAGAAGUAAUGGUUCGUGAAGUUGAUUAUCGUAAAUCUUAAACUAUUGAAGUUACAUUCAUUUCCAGGCAUUGUGACGUUUCGUAUAUCUUUUUUUUUUUUUUUUUAACAAUAUAAUCUUCCACUGCCAUGCGCGGUCACUUUUUGAGAAUUCCAGCCACCUUAUCCCAGUCAAUACAGUUUACUGUAAACGUGAGGUGUCCAAUAAUUGUGAAUUUUAGAAUGGGUUUGUUGUUGUCGGUGUGCCCUGCAAUGAACUGACGAGAUAUUCAGGUAACACCUUGACUACACAGAAAAAAAUUGGACAAAUUGGAAAGAUGGACAUUUUUUGUAAAAUAAACUUAUAAUCAGAAACUACCUCUAAAUCCCAAACAAUUGACAACGAAACUGUUGUAAAUAGUGAUGAUUGCUAAAUUAUAUUGGGAGGAAAACAUUUUGAGAAAAAAAUAAAAAGAAA